GAAUGUGGGGAAACUUCCUUUAUUCAGAGAAUCGUUCUGGGAGCUGAUUCAGCUUCAAGGGCUGCAUGACACUUUUUUUUUUUUUUUUAAAAAGGACUAAACUCCUUAUAAAGAAAAAUAAUUGCAAAGGCUCACAGAUUCUGUGUGCUGCUCACAUGGGGCUGGGCGCGAGUCACAGGCCAGAGCUCUUUGAACUUGCCGGCUGCUGCUAGGACUCCAUUGAGCCUCCCAAGCGUUCUGAAGUGCGGGAUCAGGGCUUGGGCCUUGUGGGCACAGCGACUGAGGGGGAGCAGGAAUAGCGGGGCCACGUUCCCUCGCUAAGCAGAACUUCCUCGCCGCCCCGGUGCUAAGCCGACGCCGGGGCCGCUGUUCGGACGCUGCGAACAGGGAGGCGCGUUGUGCGCUCACCCGCUGUUCGCGCCUCUCGCGCUACUAGAUGUCACUUAACUUGGAUUCUGAAGAUGACUUCUGUUUGGAAGAAAAUAGAUUCAAGCAGUAUUGUGCAGAGUUCAUUAAACAUUCACAGCAAAUAGGAGAUGAUUGGGAGUGGAAAAGUAUAAAGGACUUUCCUGAUGGUUAUAUGAGUAAAACACACUUCCAAAUGAAAAAUGGAAAUACCUCAUUAAUUUUCAAGGACAGCACUAAGGAGAGUGAUGAGCAAAUAUUGACACACGUUGAGAAUCACAGGACUGGAAGAUACCUCAAGAGGUCUUCUAGUCCAUUCCCCUGCACUCAAGUUUGUCAGUUCUUGCAUCUCCCUCAUGGAUUGAGUCAUGGCAGAGGAAGCAUUAAGGAAGCCCUGGAUGAUUCUCAAGUAGCUGGAAUCUGUGCAACAUCAGAAGUGAUUCGUUAUGAGUAUCAUGUCUUGUAUUCCAGCAGCUACCAAGUACCAGUGCUUUACUUUAGGGCAUGCUUUUUAGAUGGAAGACCUUUAACUCUAGAUGAAAUUUGGGAAGGCGUUCAUGAAUGCUACCGGGCUCGUCUACUGGAGGGGCCCUGGGACACCAUUACACAACAGGAGCACCCAUUACUUGGUCAACCAUUCUUUGUCCUUCAUCCCUGCCGGACUAAUGAAUUCAUGGCUCCUGUAUUGGCUAAUUCACGAAGAGAGAACAGGAAUAUAAACUACAUUACAUCAUGGCUGAGUAUUGUAGGCCCAGUUGUGGGGCUAAAUCUACCUCUGAGUUAUGCAAAACUAGUGUCUGAACAGAAUACAAAAGCAGAUUAAAUCUAAAGGGCCCCAAGUUGAAGCACAGGUAUUUGAGAAUUGCAAAGCGAUUGCAGCCUUGUCUGCGACAGACCUGACACAAACUACCCAGUUCCCUGACAGUCAGCAGAGCUCAGUAAGGCUUGCCAUUCGGGGCUCUUCCCCCCUGGCAGCAACAUGCUUGAUGACCGCGGAACACCUAAGAGCUGGCUGCAGUUAGUGACACCUCACAUUCCACCCGGACACAAGCUCCAUUCCAUGUGACAACGCUGACUCUUUAGGAUUCACUUGCUCAUUUCCUACCUCAGAUUCUCCCUCCUUUUUUCUCUGGGUUUGGUCUUUACUGAGAUUGUAUCAGAACACCUAUAAAAGGCUGAGUUUUCUGGCAUGGGAUUGAAACAGUGGAUUUAAUUCUACUCUGAAAGGUAUCAGACAGCACCACUGUGUAUCUAGAGAAGUAUGCUAUCAGUCUGCAGACGUUCCACAGUGAUGCAGUUAUAUAUGUGAACGUGGGCUUGAUUCCAUUUUAGGGUUAGUAUGUUACCUGGAGAGGAUAGGGACACUUAAUUGCCAAAACUCUGAUCAUCAGAUACCUCAGGGUGUAUUGGAGAAUGUAUUGUAUACGUAUUGCUUAAUUGAAUGAAUGGGUCAGAACUGUAGAUGAAUAGUACUAAUAGUCUAUGUAUUGGUUAAAAUUAUACAAUUCUACAAUUCAGGGUGCCUCAGUACAAUCAUGUGAGCAUGCCACUUCUUCCUUCUUCACUACUUCUAAAGGGUUUUGUCUCCAAGGGAAGGUACUGUUGUAGUAAAUUAGCAUUUCUGGUUGAGCUAGUCAUUAUUCAGGAGUAAAGGCCUGAUCCUGCAAUCCUUACUUAAGCUAAACUCCCACUCAUAUCAGUAGAGUUUUGAGAAAGUAGAGAUUGCAUAAUAGGGCGCCAAGAUCAGCAAAAAAACAGGUUAGAAAUAACUUUAGUGUGACAGUCAGUUUUGAUUCCUUCUGAAUCAUGUUUUGUUCCAAGUGUUCUGCAUUUAUUUUGUACAGUUUCUCAGUAGAUAAGAAUUACAGAUUUUGCCUUUACAUGUUCAAUGAAGAUGACACUUACAUGGGGAGUCAAAUAUUAGAAUAUGUUGGAUCAAAACUGCAAAUGUAAAAUUUAUGGGAUUUAAAAAUCUGUGGUCUCAGAAGUUUUAUCAUCAUGUUUUUAAUUUAGUUCCAUCAUGUGUGUGAUGUAAAACAUAAUACAAUCCUUAAAAUGCUAUUGACAAAGUAAAAUUGUUUUGCCAGGCCAUUUGGAAUUUAUAGUAAAUGAUACUAAAACACAUUAUUUAUCCUAUACUGGAUUCUAAUAAUCUGUGAUACCUUUGUUCCCUCCAUGACUUGUAAAAUGUAGUUCUUUGUUGACUUCUCAUGACAGCAGUCAGAUUGCCUUCUUUUCAAAACAUUUGGUUAUGUAUGUUUUAUUGUAAACAAUAUCUGUAUCCUAUUUCACACGUUGAAAGAAGAAUUAUUUCUCUUUAUACACGAGGAGAAACAAAUUACAGGAAAAUAAUAUGAUUUUAAAUCUGUGUUUAGAAGCCCAGAUGCUCAGCCCUGCUUCAUGCCCUUUGUGCUGCUUCAGUGAAGCAAAGGGGCUCAAACAACCAGCUGAAGAUUCCCAGCUGGUCAGUCUAGCCAACUUUGCACCAACUGCUUCUUCCUCCAUCCCAGCAUAGGAUGAGGCAUGGCCAGAGCAAAUUUUGCUUUGGCAAUCCUGGGACACUGGAAUGGCUGCUAGUCCCAAUGCAAAUUAUAGAAGACUGCUCUCCUUGCCCUGAGGGUUGAAUUAUCUUCCACUGUCCUCGGAAUCAGGCAGGGGAGGAACACAAAAAAUACACAGUUCCAUAUACUUGCAUGCACAAGUAUGCACACAUAUGCACUAGGUGCACUGACUGCUGCAUGGCCCUAUUGGAGGAUCUAGCUCAUGGUUAUCUUUCUGUAGCAUCACAGAUGUUACCCAGCAUUGACCUAUGGGUCAAAUGUACAGAAUAAACAAGUCCUUGCCCCCAAGAAAUCCAAUUUUUAAGAUACAGGGCCAGUAAAAUAUGACACAGAAUGCAGAGUAGGAUUUAAUGUAUAUAGCUGGAGUGCUUGUUUUAAAAUAUUCUUCCUAGGCUUAGUGUGGAGGAUUCCUUGAUAAAGAACCAACAGAUACUCUUUUUCACUUUCAAGUCUUAUUUAUUGGACUAGUUUUUGGCCACCUGUCAGAAAAUAGAAGUAACAAAAUGGUUUGGAGUAAAAUGUAUUUGCAUAGUUUCCUAGAUAUUUCUAGGAGACUAACACUUUCUGUUUUCCAGGCAUAGCAGACUUGUUGAUAAUACCCCUUCCAGUCAUGACUAUUCUAUACUAUUGACCUGAGAUAAUCAUUGUUCAUAAGAUUACAAGUUCCACAAAACACUGUCCUGGAGCGUUACUGUGAGUACGGUCUUUCUGUCCAUGUGACAGCAUUAGAUAAAUUAACCCAUGGAAUAUAAUUAUAGACAAAGGAAGUUCAACUUGUAUAAUUUAUUAAUGCAGUUACUCAUAUGAGGCCACACCUCACCAGUCUCAAGUUAUGCUAGCUAAGUAUGAAGUUAGUCCAACAGAAUGGACCCCCACCACCCUUCUGUUCAGUCAACGUUCCUUUACAGACCUGAUUUUUUCUGUUUCAUCCAAGCGUUACAAAGAAAUGGGGUUGUCAUGUGGACUGAGAAAUCGACAUUCAGUUUCUUUUAUACGCAACAGUCCCCAUUGUACAACAUGGUUUUUCCUCUUUCAUUUAUCAUUGUAAAGAAGACCCAGGAUGAUUUGGAAAAAGCAUGGCACAUUGUCUUUGAUUUCAGAUCUGUCCUUGAAGGGGUAAGCCCAGGCACAUGUCACAUGGGUAGCUGCACUGGUGACUUUUUUUUUCAGUACAUUCUUCCCACUAUACCUCCAGGAGCACCCUUUGCCAAUAACACCCUAUGCCUGCUUUGAAAGGCAAACUGUUUCCAGUUUCUGAAGCCCAUUCAUCUCCAGCUGAUAAACCCCUUCUAAAUCCCAGCGGAGUAAUAAUGAGCACCUUGGUGCUGCCCUCACAGUUGUUUAGAUACUAUGAUAAUAGAUACAAAAUGUUAAGAUAAAUAGGUGGGUUACAGCAACUGGGAGAGUUGGACACAUAGAUGAGUGAUCUGGCAAAACGCAUCAUACAUCUCUUAACUUUGUUUAUUUAGCACUAAUAAACAACUAAAAAUUCAGAUCAUUAAGAUGGUUAGUUCAAAAAUCCUCUGUAUUUUGGCUAAGAUGUCAUCAGUAAUAAAAAACAUUUCGUAUAAGUAAUCUAGUGACCUUCUAAAACAUUUAACACGUUUGCUCACAAAAAUCGUAUCUAAUUUCAAAAUUAGAUCAAUCACCAGUGCUAUAUUUUAUUUUAUUUGGCAAGUCCAAAACACCUAAGUUUUUGGCAGCAUAGGUUAUUCUUUAAGUUUUGCAAAACUGCUACAGAAGCGUUUUCAAUUAUAAAGCAGUUUUAAAUCUCCUUAAGUUUCUUGUCUGAAAUCUGGAAAGAAAUAUUGAGAAGCCUACUACUGGAGACUCUUUUUUAAAGGAAGCCACCAAUACUUGCCUUUGAUUACAAGAAUCAGAGAAUGUAACCAGCCACAUGUGCUCAAUUGCAGUUUGCCUUUGGUUUCCUGUAGGAGGCAGGAACACUGUUCUAUAUAUGUAUGCUUCUUUUUUGCAUUCAGGCAUAAUCUGCUCCAGUAGAAAGUUUGGUUUUGCUUUGGUUAUGGAAGAAAUAUUCUUUGAGUCAAAUUAUGUUCUCAUUUUCAUCAGUAGUGACUGCACUGAUUUCAGUUUACACUGGACAACAUUAGAGCAAGUCAAGUAACCUAAAUUAAUCCCUGUUCUGACUCCGUUGAUUUCAUUGACAUUUUUCCAGGAACGAAUUUGGGGCAAUAGUUCUUUCCCAGUUAGCACAGCUGUGAUUCAAAGAGUUAUUGUAGACUUUUACAUUUCAAUGUAUAUUACACAGAAUUUCAGUCCCAACAAAAAAUAUUGAGUAACUUCUAUUCCAUUAUAGCACAACCUGAAAUGUGAAGUUCCUACUGGCUCCUAUCAUAGGAUAUCAGGGUUGUAAGGGACCUCAGGAGGUCAUCUAGUCCAACCCCUUGCUCCAAGCAGGGCCAAUCCCAAUUUUUGCCCCAAAUCCCUAAAUGGCCCCCUCAAGGAUUGAACUCACAACCCUGGGUUUAGCAGGCCAAUGCUCAAACCACUGAGCUAUCCCUGCCCCCAUUCUGUCAUCUAAAAAGUCUAGCUUUUAUGGUAAUGUGUUAUGUAUCUUGUAAAAGACACAGUUUUUAAAAAUGUUUUUGUGAUUCACCCCCUUAGCAAUAAGAAAGGGAAGUCAUAACAAGUGCUUACCAGCUGGAAGAGAAAGAUACAGCUAGAAGUUCCUACUGCCCACUUUAGGGCUGCAGCUGCUUGACUGCUAAAUUUAAAAGACCAGCUUGAGAACAGCAUUCUGGGAAAGUACUGCUGGGGAGUGUUAGUGGGAAUAGGAAAGUGCUGUGCUUACCACUGUUAGGCCCUAUUUUUCAUUAGGCUGUUACCAAGUUUUGUUUUUUUAAACUCCAAGGAAACUUUCACUUAAGCAUUCAAGGGACUGAUAAAACUGUGACUUACUAGGGAGAAUUUUUAACUGAAGGUUAGAGAGCCAUUCACUUGUUUGAUAAGAGGAUGAUGUUUAUAGAAGAUCUUAUUGAACACGUUUCCCUAUUCUCAAGCGUGUCAGAACACAACCUCCCUUUCUGCAGCACCAGUGGAUUUUUAACUUGUGGUAACUUUGCUAGAGCAACAUCCUGCGCUUAAUUCACCCUGGAGGGUCAUGUCUGGAGGAGAGCAGGCAGUUCGCUCCUCUGUGGUUGCUCUCCCUAAACCACACCAGCAGGCACUAGAUAGGUACUAGAUUUCAGUGCCUCAUUUGCCCAUGUCCCCUUUUCCUAGUCAUUGCUGGCCAGCUUCAGGCUCAUUGGCAGAGCAGAGUCUGUGCCAGUGGUGUAGCUAGGAGUGGAAAUUUGGGUAGGUCCCAAUUUAUGGUGGAUGGGCAAUGACCAAAGUUCUGAGAUCACAGCAAAUCAUUUAUUUUGCAUAUUACUAUACUAGAUAUAUAUUAUUAUUGCAUAUUAUAUUUAUUUUAAUUCUGGGGGGCCAAGAUUGUAGGAUGCAGAGAAGGAAUUUGAGUGCAUGGAGCCCAGGGACUGAGCUUGCCAGUGGAGACAGGCAAUCCCCACAGCCUUUGGGUUGUCAGGGUUGGGGGUGCUGGUUAGCGCCUGUGCAGAGCCAGGCUCACUGACGGGCUGCAGGGCUCCUUGGUGUGCAUGGGGUGGUACCGUCGGCGGCGAAGCAGGCAGGCAGGCAUGUGGAUGCCCUGGCUGUGCUGGAAGAGUGCCCAUUAACAGUUCUGCCCUUGGGCCCAGAAUUGCUGUCGGCAGGCCUGGACUCGGCUGACACCAAAGUUGUUUGGAAUCCGGAGAAGUUUGCAGCCCUGGGUGGAGGCAGGGAUGGGGCCAGCUAUGGUGUUCUGCAGAUGGACCAAGAGCCAACUUCUCUUAGACAAGUCUCCCUGAACCUCAACCACAUGGACAUUGGCUUCUGCAUUCACACUGGCUCAGAUUUGGGUGGGCUUGGGUGCUAAUUGGGUAGGCCGUGUGGUCCACCCAUGCCCACCCCUUGUGAGACAAUUUUCACCACCAGUGAUCUGCAUCACUGGGUUACACCGCUGGAAGCUGGCUGAAUCAACCUCCCAUCUCCUCAACUUCAACAUGACACCUUUAGUGUACAGCACCUUGAAAUGCAGAGGGAAAAGCUCAUGUUGCUGGCUAUGCUCCAUAUUUGAUGCUUUCUCCACCUCCAGAGCCAACAAGAGCCCACACUGGCUGAGCAUGUGUGGGAAAAGAUUUGGCAAACUGUAGAAAUGAGCUAAUCCUUUUUCUCUUUGCACCUGAUCCAAAAUAAAAUCCUGAACUGUUACUAGUAGAUCAUAGCCAAGCUUUACUUGGCCCGGAUAAGACUGAGCCAGAUGCUGGAGAUACUGUUCUCCAAGCAUCAUAAGGUUUAUUCUCUCACAUCCUAAAGUUAGCUGUCACUUGCCUACUGUGGUCAACCAUCUGCUUUAAUAUUUAUAUAUGCCCUGCUUUAUGAAGCAGGAACAUUGACUAGUGUUGAUGAAAGAAUCACACAGCAAAGCGGAACUAGUUCUUUCUUCUCCAGGCUCCUCUCUGCUGUAUUUCUAUUGAUUUCUGUUUUGGGGGAUUUGGCUUUUAUAGCGGGUGGUUGUAAGAUUUAUAAAGUAUAAAGCCAUUUGUAUAGGAAGGUCAAAUAUCUGAGUUACUCUUUAAUUUAUUUGGGCUUUGACUUCCUUUCCGGAGCAUCUUUUAUUCCAAAUAACACAAGUCAGAGCUCCUCCAAGCUGGUAGAAUACACAAAUGUGUUCUCUGGACAAAUCCUGACGCCAUUUGCUAACUCACCCGUUUGACGUGUCGGUUUAGUCUGUAUAACCUAAUAGCAUGGGUUCAUUAAACAAAUUAAAAUUCAACUUGAAACAAAGUA
Molecule: messenger RNA, 7811 nt
Organism: Caretta caretta (loggerhead turtle)
Lineage: Eukaryota; Metazoa; Chordata; Testudines; Cheloniidae
Gene: ATG10
Product: autophagy related 10
Biological process (GO): autophagosome assembly; protein modification by small protein conjugation; protein lipidation
Cellular component (GO): cytosol
Molecular function (GO): Atg12 conjugating enzyme activity
Source: RefSeq, a predicted model, not a curated record